AUGGCCGACAGGGAAACAACACCUACCGCCUCGGUCUCAAAUGCGGCAAAGUACCGUGGUGCAGUUGUAGAGGACUUGCAGCUUCCUCCCGCGUUCUGCGUUCCUCAAGAUGCGCCGUUGUCGCUGGCUCUCGAAAAGGCAUACGAGCGCGAGUUUGACCAGCUCCCCGUACUGAAUGACAAUCGCAAGCCCGUUGGCUACCUGAACGUGCAAGCUAUGAAGCGCAAGUUCGAGAGCGGUCAAGCUGCUGAAGCCGAUCCCAUCUCCUCCCACACCACCCACUUCCCAAUGACCUCCAAGGCGCACCCUUACACGGUGAUUACACCUGACACUACACUCGAAGAUCUUGAAGCGUUUUUCAAUAGCCAGGGCGUCGAGUUUGCGCUUGUGACCGAUGACGACCGCAAAUGGGUGCUGGCGGUGGCCACACGCUCGGACUUGGAGACGUUUGUCAAGCGCCGCGGCACGGCGUAA
Messenger RNA from Apiotrichum porosum, 474 nucleotides. RefSeq lists its product as uncharacterized. NCBI's taxonomy places the organism in Eukaryota, Fungi, Basidiomycota, Tremellomycetes, Trichosporonales, Trichosporonaceae. The coding region runs from base 1 to 474 and encodes 157 amino acids. The record is from RefSeq and is a predicted model, not a curated record. The transcript has 6 exons.